Messenger RNA from Gavialis gangeticus (Gharial), 2244 nucleotides. RefSeq lists its product as uncharacterized. Lineage: Eukaryota; Metazoa; Chordata; Crocodylia; Gavialidae. Gene Ontology annotation, biological process: DNA integration. Gene Ontology annotation, molecular function: nucleic acid binding. The record is from RefSeq and is a predicted model, not a curated record.
AUGAUUGCAAUUGUAGUAAUAAAUGGAAAGAAGUUCAAAAUGGAAGUGGACUUGGGUUUGGGAGUAUCCCUCAUUGAUGAAAACACAUUCUUCCAGUUGUUUCAGUACCCUCUCCCCAAGUUAUUGAAACCUGAUCGCCUGCGUGACUACAAUGGACAGAUUGUGUAAACUUUGGGUAGCUCUAGUGUAGAUAUCCAGUAUGGAUCUGUUAGACAGCAUCUACCCCUCAUUGUCACUAAGGGCUCGCACAAAAGUAUUUUGCGGAGAAAUUGGUUUUCACUAUUGGGAAUCCGUAUUCUAGACAUACAUAGUCUCUGCACAGAAAGUCUGGAAAAGCUUGCAAGGGAGUUUCCCCAGGUAUUCUCUGAGGAAUUAGGAACUGACUCUGGUCCACCUGUGAUGUUCCAAAUGAACCCUGCGAUAGCCCCUAUCUUUAUGAAGGCUUGGAAUGUACCUUUUGAACCGCGGCCAAAAAUUGAUGCAAAAUUAGAUUGGCUAUUGCAAGGGGUCCUCCAGCCAAUCCUACAUACAAACAGAGCCACACCAAUUGUUCUUGUUUUAAAACCUAAUGGCAGUGUUUGCAUCUGUGGGGAUUACAAGUGCACUGUUAAUAAAGCACUUAAGCAGGACCCACACCCAGUGCCUGCCAUUAACCAGUUACUGUCUGUUUUUGCAGGAGGGAAGGUUUUUGCCAAACUUGACCUUGCUCAAGCCUAUCAGCAAUUGAUAGUGGACAACAAGGCUGCUGAGGCCCAAACAAUAAUUACACACCAGGGAGUGUUCAGUGUCAGGUGCCUCCAGUUUGGAAUUUCUGCGGCACCAGGAAUUUUCCAGCGGUUCAUGGAGAAAAUGCUAGCAGGAAUUCCCAGAGUUGUUCCAUGCUUUGAUGAUGACUUGAUCAUGGGGUCAUCUAGAGAGAAACUCACUGAGUGACUCAGAGAAGUUUUACAGAGGUCUGAAAAAGCUGGUAUGAGAGUAAAAAAAGAGAAAUGUCAGCUGGGAGUUUCCAGUAUCAACUUUCUGGGAUAUCAAAUUGAUACUUCUGACAUUCACCCAGUUGAAGACAAGGUAAAAGCAAUACAUGAUGUCCCUAUACCAAAAUACAGACAGGAUCUUCAAGUAUUCCUAGGACUUCUCAGUUUUUAUCACAUCUUCGUGAAAGACAAAGCCAUCAUUGCAGAGCCCCUUCAUUGCUUACUGGAUGAGAGGAACUAUGUACAGAUUGAUAAAGGAGCAUUGGCAAUCAUUACAGGAGUUAAAAAAUGUCAAAGUUACGUUUAUGGCUGCAAAUUCAAAAUCCAAAUGGACCACAAACACCUUCUUGGAAUUUUUACUAUGGACAAACCAACUCCUCUUAUUCUGUCUUGCCGUAUGCAGCACUGGAGAAUCAUUCUAAACACAUAUGCCUAUACACUCAUGUACAAGCCUGGGAAAAUGAUUGCAAAUGCUGAUGCACUGAGCCACCUACCACUACAAAUACCUGAUUGUGCUACUCCUCCAUGAGCGGAAGUCCUCAUGCUGGAAUCCAUGCUAGAAGCCCCUCUUCAGGCUGAUCAGGCUGCUGUUCAGACUACCCGUGUCCUCAACUGGGUGUGGAGGGGCUGGCCUGCAGAGAAAUUGGCUGAGGAAUUCAGGCCAUUUUCAUCACAUCAGCAUGAGCUGUCUGCCCACAAGGGUUGCCUUUUGUGGGGAAAUUGUGUCAUAAUUUCAGAAGUAGGACACCAGAUCAUACUGACAACCCUGCACAUAGGACACCCAGGCAUUGUGAGGAUGAAAGCACUGGCUAGAAGUUAUGUAUGGUGGACAGGUAUGGACAAUGACAUAGAAAGGGUUGUGAGGGAGUACAGCAUUUGUCAAGCAACCCAUCAUAAUCCACUGAAGACACCAGUAUUCUCUUGGGAAAUGACAAGGGAACCCUGGUCAUGCAUCCACAUUGAUUUUGCUGGCCCUUUUCAAGGUAAGACCUUCUUAAUUGUUGUUGACUCGUACUCAAAAUGGCUUGAAGUGAUUACUGUCUCAACUCUUACAUCAACUGCCUCAAUAACAACUCUCCAUCAGCUGUUUGCAAUCCAUGGGGUAACCAACACUAUUGUUUCUGAUAAUGGCAGUGCAUUCACCUCAGCAGAGUUCCUAGAUGUUGCCAGCUGCAACCUCAUUUGAGCUGUUACCAUUGCACCUCACAGGCCACAGGCCAAUAGGCAAGCUGAGUGAAUAGUGCAGACUACAAAAGAUGCACUGAAAAGG